GGGACCGACCAACAGUAGCGCUCGCGGACGGAGGCGCAGCCUGUGGUGAGUGUGCCACGCGCGCCCACCUCCGGAGGAAGGAACGGCGAGGCCGGGGGCGGCCGUCGCCGGGAUGGAGCUCAGGACGGCUGCGGCUGCGUGUGUGCUGUUCCUGGCUCUCUCCGCCUGGUCGGUGCCGGUCAGUGGCCAAGAUUGUAGCAGUGGACAUUUUCGCUGUGGAAGCGGAAAUUGCAUCCCUCAAGCCUGGAGAUGUGAUGGGACCAAUGACUGCGAGGAUGACUCGGAUGAAGCUGGCUGCCCUCACGCCUCAUGCCACCCAGGCUUUUUCCAGUGUCAGAGUGAUGGACUCUGUGUCCCACAGUCCUGGGUAUGUGAUGGUGAUGAGGACUGCCAGGACAACUCAGAUGAACAGCACUGCUCUGGGAGCACAUGCUCAAGUCACCAGCUGACAUGCUCCAGUGGUCAGUGUAUCCCCCGUGAGUACAGGUGCGACCACAUCAGUGACUGCUCGGAUGGAACUGACGAGAAAGACUGCCAAUACCCAAUCUGUGACCAGCUAACCUGUGCCAGUGGAGCCUGCUACAAUACAAGUCAGAAGUGUGAUGGGAAAAUUGAUUGCAGGGACUCUUCUGACGAAUUCAACUGCACCAGCGUGUGUGCACACAAUGAGUUUCAAUGUGGUGAUGGAAAUUGCAUUCCUCGCUCCUAUGUCUGUGACCAUGACUUUGAUUGUGAUGACAACAGUGAUGAACGUUCUUGCAUUUAUCAGACCUGCGGUGGCAACCAAUUCACAUGCUCUAACGGCAGGUGCAUUCAUCAACAUUGGGUUUGCGAUGGACAGGCAGAUUGCGAUGAUCAAGGAGAUGAAGAAGGAUGUGAUGGCAGUCAUCCUAAAUGUUACCCAAGACAGUGGGCUUGCCCCCGAUCUGGAAAAUGCAUCCCGAUUAGUAAAGUUUGUGAUGGAAUUUUAGAUUGCCCAGGAGGAGAAGAUGAAAACAGUACCACUGCUGGAAGAUCUUGUAGUAUGACCAUGUGUCCUACCUUGAACUGUGAGUUCCAGUGCCACCAGACACCUUACGGAGGCAGCUGUUUUUGUCCCCCAGCUACUAUCAUCAACCACAAUGACAACCGUACCUGUGUUGGUUUUAACGAUUGCCAGAUAUGGGGCAUUUGUGAUCAGAAGUGUGAAUAUCAGCUUGGACAUCACCGUUGCCAAUGUGAAGAUGGAUAUAUCUUGGAGCGUGAGCAGCACUGCAAGGCUAAUGCUUCCUUUGUUGAGGCCUCCGUCAUCUUCUCCAAUGGUCGGGAUUUGCUGAUCGGUGACAUUCACGGAAGGAGCUUCCAGAUUCUAGUCCAGUCUCAGCACCGUGGCAUGGCCGUGGGUGUGGAUUUCCACUAUCACCUACACAGAGUCUUUUGGACAGACACCGUGCAAGAUAAGGUUUUUUCAGUUGACAUUACUGGGUUAAAUGUCCAAGAAGUUCUGGAUGUUUCUGUUGAGGCUGCAGAGAAUCUGGCUGUGGACUGGAUUAAUGAUAAACUUUAUUUGGUGGAGACCAAGGUCAGCCGCAUAGAUGUGGUAAAUUUGGACGGAAGUCAAAGGCUUACUCUCAUAACUGAGGACUUGGGGCGUCCUAGAGGAAUUGCUGUGGACCCAGUUGUUGGCUACUUAUUCUUCUCUGAUUGGGCAAGCCUUUCUGGGGAACCAAAGUUGGAAAGGGCUUUCAUGGAUGGGAGUAAUCGUAAAGACUUGGUGAAGACCAAGCUGGGGUGGCCUGCUGGGAUCACACUGGAUUUGGUCUCCAAGCGUGUUUACUGGGUGGACUGCCGCUUUGAUUACAUCGAGACUGUCACUUACGAUGGCAUUCAGAGGAAGACAGUCAUUCGUGGAGGCUCGCGCGUCCCUCAUCCCUUCGGAAUAAGCCUGUUUGAAGGUCAUGUGUUCUUCACUGAUUGGACAAAAAUGGCUGUGAUGAAGGCAAACAAGUUCACGGAGACUAAUCCACAAGUGUUCUACCAGUCUUCGCUGAGGACCCAUGGAGUGACUGUCUACCAUGCACUCAGGCAACCUAAUGCUACCAACCCCUGUAGAGGUAACAAUGGGGGCUGUGAGCAGGUGUGUCUCCUCAGCCACAGAACAGACAACGGUGGCUUGGGUUACCGCUGCAAGUGUUUGUUUGGCUUCCAGCUGGAUACAGAUGAGCGCCAUUGUGUUGCUGUUAAGAGCUUCCUGAUCUUUUCUUUGGGAUCGGCUGUUCGUGGGAUUCCGUUCUUUCGGUCUGCGCAGGAAGAUGUCAUGGUUCCCCUGACAAACAGUCUCUCUUUUUUCGUUGGGAUUGAUUUUGAUGCCCAGGAACGUGCUAUCUUUUAUUCAGACACAUCAAGAAACAUGAUUUAUAAACAAAAGAUUGAUGGCACAGGAAGAGAGAUUAUUACAGCUAACAGGGUAGAAAAUGUCGAAAGUCUGGCUUUUGACUGGAUUUCAAGGAAUCUUUAUUGGAUAGAUCCUUCUUACAGGAGUGUCAGUGUAAUGAAGCUAGCUGAUAAAUCAAGACGUACCAUAGUAGAACAUUUAAAUAACCCACGGGCAAUUGUAGUCCACCCUGUUGCUGGAUACAUAUUCUUUAGUGAUUGGUUCCGUCCUGCUAAAAUUCUGAGAGCCUGGGGUGAUGGAUCUCACCUUGUGCCUAUAGUAAACACUACCAUUGGAUGGCCCAACGGAUUGGCCAUUGACUGGGGUACUUCACGACUGUACUGGGUAGAUGCCUUUUUUGAUACAAUUGAGCACAGCACCUUUGAUGGUUUAGACAGAAGAAAGCUGAGCCAUAUACCACAGAUGACGCAUCCAUUUGGAAUUACUGUCUUCCAAAAUUAUGUAUUUGUUACUGACUGGGCACUCAAAGGUAUUAUUCAAGUCAGGAAAACAGAUGGUAGAGAUAUGACAAUUGUUCGAAGUGGCAUCAAUAAUAUAAUGCAUGUGAAAUCAUAUGAUGUCAGCAUCCAGAUAGGCUCUAACUUCUGCAAUCAAUCCACGCACCCUAAUGGCGACUGCAGCCAUUUCUGCUUCCCGGUGCCCAAUUUCCAGCGGGUGUGUGGCUGCCCUUACGGGAUGAGGCUGGCUUCCAAUCACUUGACCUGUGAGGGAGACCCAGUCAACGAACCACCCACACAGCAGUGUGGCGCUUUCUCCUUCUCCUGUGACAAUGGCAAAUGUAUUCCCAGCUACUACCGCUGUGAUGGGUUUAAUGACUGUCAUGAUAACAGUGAUGAGCAUCUAUGUGGAACAUCUAAUAUUACCUGCUCCCCCUCGGCAUUCACCUGUGGCGAUGGAGAGUGUAUCCCUGCACACUGGCGCUGUGAUAGGCGUAAUGACUGUUUAGAUGGCAGUGAUGAGCAUAACUGUUCCACCCAAACUCCCACCUCCUGCCCAGCGUACUCCUACACCUGUGAUAACAACGCGUGUAUUCCCAGGAACUGGGUCUGUGAUACAGACAACGACUGUGGGGAUGGAUCUGAUGAAAAGAACUGCCAAUCGACAGGCACAUGCCGACCUACUCAGUUUCAUUGUCCUGACCAUCGGUGUCUUGACCCAUCUUUUGUCUGUGAUGGGGACAAGGACUGUGUUGAUGGGUCUGAUGAGGCUGGUUGUGUGUUUAACUGCACAAGUUCUCAAUUCAAGUGUGCUGAUGGGAAUGGCUGCAUUAGCAACAUAAAUCGUUGUGAUGGUGUUUUUCAUUGCAAUGACCACUCAGAUGAGGCUGGCUGUCCAACCAGGCCUGCUGGCAUGUGUCAUUCAGAUGAAUUUCAAUGCCAGGCAGAUGGUUACUGCAUCCCAGAUGUGUGGGAGUGUGAUGGCCAUUCUGAUUGUGCUGAUGGAUCUGAUGAACACCAUGGCUGUGUGCCCAAGACUUGUACUGUAUCUGAAUUCCGCUGUCACAAUGGAAACUGUAUCCCCCAAAGCUGGCUGUGUGAUGGGGACAAUGAUUGCAGGGACAUGAGUGAUGAGAAGGACUGUCCUACUCAACCAUUUCACUGUCUCAGUUGGCAGUGGCAGUGUCCUGGCUAUAACAUCUGUGUGAAUCUGAGCGCACUAUGUGAUAACGUCUUUGAUUGCCCCAAUGGGACAGAUGAGUCCCCACUUUGCAGCCAGGCAAGCUGCUCAGAUUUCAACGGUGGCUGUACUCACCAGUGCAUUCAAGGGCCCUUUGGAGCUACUUGCCUAUGUCCGGUGGGAUAUCAACUUGCUAAUGAUUCUAAGACCUGCGAAGACAUCAAUGAAUGUGAUAUUCCGGGAUUCUGUAGCCAGCACUGUUUCAAUAUGAGAGGUUCUUUCCGGUGUUCAUGUGAUAAAGAAUAUGUAUUAGAAAGUGAUGGGAGGACGUGCAAAGCUAUAGCAUCUGAAAAUCUGCUAUUACUUGUGGCAAGUCAGAGUCAAAUUGUUGCUGACAACAUCACCUCCGGCAUCCACAACAUUUAUUCAUUAGUCCAUGAUGGUUCUAACAUUGUAGCUGUCGAUUUUGAUUCAGUCAGUGGUCGGAUCUUUUGGUCCGAUGCAAAUCAGGGUAAAACUUGGAGUGCAUUUCAAAAUGGAACAGACAGAAGAGUGGUAAUUGACAGUGGUGUUGCCAUGACUCAGUCGGUUGCAGUAGAUUGGAUAGGAUGUAAUCUCUACUGGACAGACUAUGCUCUUGAAACAAUUGAGGUCUCAAGAAUUGAUGGGAGCCACAGGACUGUGCUGAUUAGUAAAAAUGUAUCCAAUCCCAGAGGACUAGCAUUAGAUCCCAGAAUGAGUGACCACCUGAUGUUCUGGUCUGACUGGGGCCAUCACCCGCGUAUUGAGCGAGCCAGCAUGGAUGGUAGUAUGCGCACCAUCAUUGUCCAGAACAAGAUUGCCUUGCCCUGUGGCUUGACCAUUGACUACCCCAACAGAUUGCUCUACUUCAUGGAUUCCUACCUCGACUACAUAGAUGUCUGUGAUUAUUAUGGACACCAUCGGAGGCAGGUGGUAGCCAGUGAUUUGGUUCUACGAUAUCCCUAUGCCCUCUCCCUCUUUGAAGAUACUAUGUACUGGACUGAUACCACUACUCAUCAGGUGAUGAAAGCCAACAAGUGGCAUGGGGCAAACCAGUCAGUUGUGAUGUUCAAUGUGCACCAACCCCUUGGCAUUGUUGUGGUUCAUCCUUCGAAGCAACCAGAAUCCGUGAAUCCGUGUGCCUCUGCCCACUGCAGCCACCUAUGCCUGCUUUCCUCACAAGGACCCAACUUUUACUCCUGUGUUUGUCCUUCGGGGUGGAAUCUCUCUCAUGAUUCUGUGAAUUGCGUGAGAGAUGAUCAACCUUUCUUAAUAAGCGUAAGACAUCGCAUAAUUUUUGGAAUAUCCCUUAAUCCUGAGGUGAAGAGCAAUGAUGCCAUGGUUCCCAUAUCAGGAAUAGAAAAUGGUUUUGAUGUGGAAUUUGAUGAAUCAGAGCAAUUCAUCUAUUGGGCUGAGUAUCCAGGUGAGAUUCACAGAGUGAAGACAAAUGGCAGCAACAGGACUGUGGUUGCUCCGCUCUCUCUGCGGGGCACUUCCAUGAGCCUGGCCUUGGACUGGAUAUCAAGAAACAUGUACUACACCAAUCCUGGAAGUCAGUCCAUUGAGGUUUUGACACUCCGAGGAGAAGCCAGAUAUAGAAAAAUGCUGAUUACCAAUGAUGGGACAGCUCUUGGAGUUGGUUUUCCAAUUGGCAUCACAGUUGAUCCUGUUCGUGGGAAACUGUACUGGUCAGAUCAGGGCACGGACAGCGGGGUUCCUGCCAAGAUUGCGAGUGCAAACAUGGAUGGCACCUCUUUAAAAACUCUCUUCACUGGGAACCUGGAUCAUCUGGAGUUUGUCACCCUUGACAUCAAGGAGCAGAAGCUCUAUUGGGCCGUCACCAGCCGAGGAGUGAUUGAAAGAGGAAAUGUGGAUGGGACUGAGAGAAUGAUCCUGGUGCACCAUCUUUCUCACCCAUGGGGCAUUGCAGUGUACGAGUCCUUCCUUUAUUAUGCUGAUGAGCAGUAUGAAGUCAUUGAAAGAGUCGACAAGUCCUCUGGGGCCAACAAAGUAACUCUGAGGGAUAACGUCCCUAAUCUGAGAGGCCUUCGUGUUUAUCACAGACGCAAUCUCACUCAGUCCUCAAACGGGUGUAGCAACAAUGUGAAUGCCUGUGAACAGAUCUGCCUGCCUGUGCCAGGAGGACUGUUCUCCUGCGCCUGUGCCACUGGAUUUAAACUCAAUCCUGAUCAUCGGACUUGUUCUCCAUAUAACUCCUUCAUUGUUGUUUCAAUGCUGUCUGCGAUUAGAGGCUUUAGCUUGGAAUUAUCAGAUCAUUCUGAAGCUUUGGUGCCAGUGGCUGGCCAAGGUCGAAAUGCCCUGCAUGUGGAUGUUGACGUGGCCUCUGGUUUUAUUUAUUGGUGUGAUUUUAGCAGCAGUGUGAGAUCUUACAAUGCAAUCCACAGAAUCAAACCAGAUGGCUCUUCUUUUACUAGCCUCAUUACAAAUGGGAUAGGAGCAAAUGGAGUCCGUGGUAUUGCAGUGGAUUGGGUAGCAGGAAAUCUUUAUUUCACCAAUGCCUUUGUGUCUGAAACCCUCAUAGAAGUUCUGCGGAUCAAUACCACUUAUCGUCGUAUUCUCCUUAAAGUCACAGUGGAUAUGCCUAGGCAUAUAGUUGUAGAUCCUAAGAACAGAUACCUCUUCUGGGCUGACUAUGGACAGAAACCAAAGAUUGAACGUUCUCUCCUUGACUGCACCAAUCGAACUGUGCUUGUAUCAGAUGGUAUUGUCACACCACGGGGCUUAGCAGUGGACCGUAGCAAUGGCUAUAUUUAUUGGGUUGAUGAUUCUUUAGAUAUAAUUGCAAGGAUCCAUCCUAACGGAGGAGAAUCAGAAGUGGUUCGUUAUGGCAGUCGUUACCCAACACCCUACGGUAUCACUGUGUUUCAAGAUUCUAUCAUAUGGGUAGAUAGAAAUUUGAAAAAAAUUUUCCAGGCUAGCAAGGAACCAGCAAACACACAGUCUCCAACAGUGAUAAGAGACAAUAUCAACUGGCUAAGAGAUGUCACUAUCUUUGAUGAGCAUGUUCAGCCCCGUUCACCAUCAGAGGUCAACAACAACCCUUGCUUGGAAAAUAAUGGUGGGUGCUCCCAUCUGUGCUUUGCUUUGCCUGGACUGAGCACUGCAAAAUGUGGCUGUGCCUUUGGGACUCUACAAAGUGAUGGCAAGAGCUGUGCCAUUUCAACAGAAAACUUCCUCAUCUUUGCUAUGGGCAAUUCCCUGAGAAGUUUACAUUUGGACCCUGAAAAUCACAGUCCACCUUUCCAAGAAAUAGAUGUGCAAAGAACUGCCAUAGCUGUAGACUAUGACAACAUAAAUAAUAGAUUUUACUUCACACAACAAGUAACCUCUGGACGUGGCCAGAUUUCCUAUAUCAGCCUAUAUUCGGGGAGCCAGUCUCCAACUGUCAUUGCUUCAGAUAUAGGGACCCCGGAUGGUAUUGCCUUUGAUUGGAUCAAUAAGAGAAUUUACUACAGUGACUACUCCAACCAGACGAUUAAUUCCAUGGCUGAGGAUGGAUCUAAUCGUACUGUAAUAGCCCGUGUUCCAAAACCAAGAGCAAUUGUGCUAGAUCCUUGCCGAGGGUACAUGUAUUGGACUGACUGGAGUACGAAUGCCAAAAUCGAGAGGGCCACACUGGGAGGAAACUUCCGGAUACCCAUUGUGAACACUAGCCUGGUUUGGCCUAAUGGACUCACUCUGGACUAUGAGACAGACCUGCUCUACUGGGCGGAUGCUAGCCUGCAGAAGAUUGAACGCAGCUCUCUAACAGGCACGGAACGUGAAGUCAUCAUCAAUACAGCCUUUCAUGCUUUUGGCCUCACCAUCUAUGACCAGUAUAUUUACUGGACAGACUUCUACACACAAAGAAUUUAUCGGGCUAACAAAUAUGAUGGGUCGGAUCAAAUGGCAAUGACCACGAGUUUGCCUUCCAGGCCCAAGGGUAUCUCUACUGUUGUGAAGCACCAGCAGCGACAGUGUAACAACCCCUGUGACCAGUUCAAUGGGGGCUGCAGCCACAUCUGUGCACCAGGUCCAAAUGGUGCUGAAUGCCAGUGUCCACACGAGGGCCAGUGGUAUCUGGCCAACAACGGUAAGCACUGCAUUGUGGACAGUGGUACCCGUUGUGCAGAAUUCCAGUUCACCUGCCUAAAUGGGCGCUGCAUCCAAGAGCAGUGGAAAUGUGAUAAUGACAACGACUGUGGGGACAACAGUGACGAACUGCAGAACGUAUGUGCCUUUCACACCUGUCCGCCAACAGCGUUCACCUGUGCCAAUGGGCGCUGUGUGCAUUAUCAUUACCGCUGUGAUUACUACAACGACUGUGGUGACAACAGUGAUGAGGCAGGGUGUCUGUUCAGGAGAUGUAAUGACACCGCAGAAUUCACUUGCAGUAACGGAAGGUGCAUCCCUCAAAGCUUUGUCUGCGAUGGCAGAAACAACUGCCAUGACAAUGACACUUCGGAUGAGAAACAUUGCCCUGAUCGCACUUGUUCGCCUGGAUACACAAAAUGUCAGAAUACAAAUAUUUGCAUUCCUCGACUUUACCUGUGUGAUGGAGACAACGACUGUGGAGAUUUGAGUGAUGAAAAUCCUACUUAUUGCACAACUCACACAUGCGCAAGCAAUGAAUUCCAAUGCUCAUCUGGGCGCUGUAUUCCUCAACACUGGCAUUGUGAUCAAGAGGUAGAUUGUCCUGAUGGCUCUGAUGAACCUGCCUCUUGUGUUUUUUCAACACAGCAUCCACGAACAUGUUCAAGCAAUGAGUACAGAUGUGAUAGUGGGAGGUGCAUCCCAAAAGAGUGGAUCUGUGAUGGCGACAAUGACUGUGGGGACAUGAGUGAUGAGGAUCAAAGGCACCACUGUGAGACUCACAACUGCUCCAGUUCCGAGUUUUUGUGUGUCAAUAACAGGCCUCCAGCCCGGAGGUGCAUUUCUCGAGCUUGGAUCUGUGAUGGGGAUGCAGACUGUGUUGAUGCUGCUGAUGAACACCAGAACUGCACGAGGAGAUCUUGCUCUGCAAAUGAAUUCACCUGCUGGAAUGGACUGUGUAUCCCACAGUCAUUCAGGUGUGACCGUCGCAAUGACUGUGGUGACUACAGUGAUGAAAGGGACUGCACAUAUCCGACCUGCCAUGUGUCCGAAUUCACCUGUCAGAAUGGACGCUGUAUCAAUAAGGCCUUCGUCUGUGAUGGACAAAAUGAUUGUGGAGACCAAACUGAUGAAACAGAGCACUUGUGCCACAUCCCAGAAGCCACAUGCCCCCCACAUCAGUUCAAGUGUGACAACGGACACUGUAUUGAAAUGGUGAAAGUGUGCAAUCACCUCGAUGAUUGCACAGACAACAGUGAUGAGAGAGGUUGUGGUAUUAACGAGUGCCAGGACCAUUCAAUCAGUGGCUGUGAUCACAACUGCACAGAUACCCUAACCAGUUUCUACUGCUCCUGUCUUCCUGGUUACAAGCUGAUGUCUGACAAGCGGACUUGUGUUGACAUUGAUGAAUGCAAGGAGACACCCUAUGUUUGUAGCCAGAAGUGUGAGAAUGUCAUUGGUUCCUACAUCUGUAAGUGUGCCCCAGGCUACAUCCGAGAACCAGAUGGAAAGACUUGCCGGCAGAACAGUGACAUUGAGCCCUAUCUCAUUUUUAGCAACCGUUACUAUUUGAGAAAUUUAACCACAGAUGGCCACCUUUACUCCCUCAUUUUGCAAGGACUGGGCAAUGUUGUAGCACUGGAUUUUGACCGAGUAGAAAAGAGACUGUAUUGGGUUGAUAUCCACAGGCAAGUCAUUGAGCGAAUGUUUCUGAAUAAGACAAACCGAGAGGUAAUCGUAAAUCACAAACUACCAGCUGCAGAAAGUCUGGCUGUCGACUGGGUUGCCAGAAAGCUCUACUGGGUGGAUGCCCAGCUGGAUUGCCUGCUCGUCUCUGACCUUGAAGGCCGAUACCGCCUCACUCUGGCCCAGCACUGUAUGGAUGCCAACAACACCUUCUGCUUUGAUAACCCCAGAGGAAUUGUCCUUCACCCUCAAUAUGGGUAUGUCUACUGGGCCGACUGGGGUCACCGUGCAUACAUUGCAAGAAUGGGCAUGGAUGGAACCAAUAAGUCUGUGAUCAUCUCCACCAAGUUAGAGUGGCCCAAUGCUAUUACCAUUGACUACACCAAUGAUCACUUGUAUUGGGCAGAUGCUCACCUGGGUUAUAUUGAGUACUCUGAUUUGGAGGGCCGCCGUCGGCACACAGUGUAUGAUGGGACACUCCCUCACCCCUUUGCCAUCACCAUUUUUGAAGACACCAUUUAUUGGACGGAUUGGAACACAAGAACGGUUGAAAAGGGAAACAAAUACGAUGGAUCCGGUAGGGUGGUGUUGGUGAACACAACACACAGACCGUUUGACAUUCAUGUGUAUCACCCAUACAGGCAGCCCAUUGUGAACAAUCCAUGUGGCAUCAACAAUGGCGGCUGUUCUCAUCUCUGUCUCAUCAAAGAAGGAGGAAAUGGAUUCACCUGUGAGUGCCCAGAUGACUUCCAGACUGUCCGCAUGGGUGGCAGUACCCACUGCCUGCCCAUGUGCUCCAGCACCCAGUUCCUGUGUGCCAACAAUGAGAAGUGUAUUCCUAUCUGGUGGAAAUGCGAUGGACAGAGAGACUGCUCUGAUGGCUCCGAUGAGUCGUUCCUGUGCCCUCAGCGCUACUGCCGGCUUGGACGGUUCCAGUGCAAGGAUGGCAACUGCACUAGCCCACAUGCCCUAUGCAACGCCCACCAGGAUUGCCCUGAUGGGUCUGAUGAAGACCAUGCCCUUUGUGAUAAUCAUCGGUGUGAGUCUAAUGAGUGGCAGUGCGCCAACAAGCGUUGCAUUCCAGAAGCCUGGCAAUGUGACACAGUGGACGACUGUGGGGACAACUCGGAUGAAGACAGCUCCCACUGUGCCAGCAGGACCUGCCAUCCAGGCCAGUUUAAGUGUGACAAUGGGCGCUGCAUCCCUUCAUCCUGGAAGUGUGAUGUGGAUAACGACUGUGGAGACCAUUCAGAUGAGCCUCUCCAUGAAUGCAUGUCAUCUGUCCAUAACUGUGACAACCACACCGAGUUCAGCUGUAAGACAAACUACCGCUGCAUCCCACAGUGGGCAGUGUGCAAUGGUGUUGAUGACUGCAGGGACAACAGUGAUGAACAAGGCUGUGAGGACAUCACAUGCGAUCCCUUGGGAGAUUUCCGCUGCAGGAAUCACCACUGCAUCCCUCUACGCUGGAGGUGUGAUGGGCACAAUGACUGUGGGGAUAACUCGGAUGAGGAAAGCUGCGCCCCCCGUGAGUGCACGGAGAGUGAGUUUCGUUGUGCCAGUCAGCAGUGCAUUCCGUCUCAAUGGAUCUGUGACCAAGACAAUGACUGUGGAGACAACUCAGACGAGCGGGACUGUGAUGUGAGGACCUGCCAUCCUGACUAUUUUCAGUGUACCAGCGGACACUGUGUGCUAAACCACCUGAAAUGUGAUGGAAGAGCUGAUUGCUUGGAUGCCUCUGAUGAAGCCACUUGUCCCACACGCUUUCCCAAUGGUACAUACUGUCCAGCUACUAUGUUUGAAUGUAAAAACCAUGUUUGCAUCCAAUCAUUUUGGAAAUGUGAUGGCGAUAAUGACUGUGGUGAUGGCUCUGAUGAAGAACUUCACUUAUGCUUGGGUGUGCCCUGUGAUCCACCAAACCGUUUCCGGUGUGACAACAGCCGUUGCAUUUACAGUCACCAGCGGUGCAAUGGUAUAGAUGACUGUGGAGAUGGGACUGAUGAAAAAGAGGAGAACUGUAGACCACCAACCCCUAGACCCUGCACACAAGAUGAAUUUAAGUGUAGCAAUGAACGGUGCAUUUCACAGCACUAUGUGUGUGAUGAUGUUGAUGACUGUGGUGACCGCUCAGAUGAAAUGGGCUGCAAUCUAGGGCAAAAUAGGACAUGUGCUGAAAAUCUGUGUGAACACAACUGUACUGAACUAAGUGGAGGAGGAUUUAUCUGCUCUUGCAAACCUGGCUACAGAGCUGGCGUUUUGGACAGAAACUUCUGCCUUGACAUCAAUGAGUGUGAGCAGUUUGGAGUCUGUCCCCAGAAAUGCCAGAAUACCAAAGGAAGCUACGAGUGUUUCUGUGCUGACGGCUUUAAGUCUAUGAGUGUCCGCUAUGGAGAACGGUGUGCAGCUGACGGUGACCCUCCUUUAUUGCUCCUGCCUGAAAAUGUUCGAAUUCGAAAGUAUAAUGUCUCCUCUGAGAAGUUCUCGGACUAUCUUGAAGAUGAGGAACGCAUCCAAGCUGUUGACUAUGAUUGGGAUCCUGAGGGCAUAGGCCUCAGUGUUGUGUAUUACACUGUGCUAGCACAGGGCUCUGAGUUUGGUGCUAUCAAACGGGCCUACAUACCCAACUUUGAAUCCGGCAGCAAUAAUCUCAUACAUGAAGAAGACCUGGGCCUGAAAUACAUAAUGCAGCCAGAUGGAUUAGCAGUGGACUGGGUUGGAAGGCACAUUUACUGGUCAGAUGCCAAAAAUCAACGGAUCGAGGUGGCUAGACUGGAUGGGAGGUACCGAAAGUGGCUAAUUACCACGCAGCUGGAUCAACCCGCAACAAUUGUUGUGAAUCCAAAACUAGGGCUCAUGUACUGGACUGACUGGGGGAAAGAACCUAAAAUUGAGUCGGCCUGGAUGAAUGGAGAGCAUCGCAGUGUCCUGGUGUCUCAGGACCUUGGGUGGCCAACUGGCCUUUCCAUUGAUUAUUGGAACAAUGAUCAGAUCUACUGGAGUGACAUGAAGGAGGAUAUUAUUGAAACCAUAAAAUAUGAUGGGAGUGACAGGAGAAUCAUUUCACAAGGAGUGGUAAAACCUUACAGUCUGGAUAUCUUUGAAGAUCAGUUGUACUGGGUAGCUAAGGAGAAUGGAGAAGUGUGGAAACAAGACAAAUUUGGGAAGGGAGAGAAAGAGAAAAUGCUGGUCGUGAACCCUUGGCUCACACAAGUUCGAGUCUUUCAUCAACUCAGAUACAACAAAUCAGUGCUCAACCCUUGCAAACAAGUGUGUAGCCAUCUCUGCCUUCUGAGACCUGGAGGAUACAGCUGUGCCUGUCCCCAAGGCUCCAACUUUUUAGAGGGGAGCACCACUGAAUGUGACGCAGCCAUUGAACUUCCCAUCACCAUGCCUCCCCCAUGCAGGUGCAUGUAUGGAGGAACUUGCUAUUUUGAUGAGAAUGAUCUGCCUAAAUGCAAAUGUGCCAGUGGCUACACGGGACAAUAUUGUGAAAUAGGAUUUUCAAAAGGCGUCCCUCCAGGAACAACAGCAAUGGCUGUGCUGUUGACAAUUCUCUUGAUCGCCAUAGUUGGAGCGCUGGCAACUGUAGCAUUUUUCCACUAUAGGAAAACUGGCUCUCUUUUGCCAUCUCUGCCCAAGCUACCAAGCUUAAGCAGUCUUGUCAAGCCUUCUGAAAAUGGAAAUGGGGUGACCUUCAGAUCAGGGGUAGAUGACAACAUGGAAAUUGGAGUAUCUGGUUUUGGUCCUGAAUCUGUUAUCGACACAGCUAUGUCAUUGAGUGACCACUUUGCCCUGGAGCUGGGGAAGCAGCCUGUGAUAUUUGAAAACCCCAUGUAUGCGACCAGAGACAGUGCUAUGAAGGCGGCUCUGCCUCCCGAGGUGGUGGUAACUGGAAAUGUGGAUAACAAGAAUUAUGGAGUUGCCAUGGACCCUCUUGAGCCAGUUCCAGAGACAGCGGCAGUCUCUCCGGGUGCUGAUGGGUUUCAGAUACCAAAAUGGAAUAUCUUCAAACGAAAGCCAAAACAGACAACCAACUUUGAAAAUCCAAUCUAUGCAGAGAUGGACAAUGGGCAGAAGGAAGGAGAUGCUGUGGCCCCACCUCCCUCGCCAUCUUUCCCUGAGAAAAUUUCUCCCAAAAGAGGCGCAACAGCAGCCUAUAGUGCCACAGAAGACACUUUUAAAGAUACUGCAAACCUUGUGAAAGCUGUGAAAGACGACUCUGAGGUAUAGCUAUACUAGCUAUCUAAGGGAUUACUAGAAACACCUUUUUGCACAUGUAUUUUUUACAAGCAGAUGAAAAGAGUUCACAUUCAGUACUUUAUAAAAAUAUAUUUUUUCUCUGUUUGCCUACCGUUGGAAGUGUCUUGUGUGUGUUUUUUUUAACUUACGCCAUUUUCUAUUUUUACAAAUAAUUCCCACAAUAUGUACUAUAUGUAUAUCUUUGCACUGAAGCUUUCUGAAGGUAAUGCUAUAAAUAUAUUGUACAUUUGUAAAUUUUGGAAAGAUUAUCACAUCAUUGAAUUUGCUAAUAAAAGUAUCUGUUGAAAUGGUUGGUGAUUGUUCCGGUAAAUGAUCCAUUGAGGAAGGGAAAUGACUUGGGGAACUUUAGCUAUGCCUGACUAAGAGACAUCAUUUACACUUCCUUUCAAAUUAUCCAGGAAGGAACUCAGAUCUCACUCUUGGGUCCAUUUUUACACACCAGCACUUAAUGUUCCAUUUCGCAUGUCAACUUGGUUAACAGAUGUAUUGAUGGAGCCCAUUACGUGUUGUUGACAUUUGAACUGGAUGAUGGAUGACCCAGAUAGCACAGAAGGCAGGAAAAGUGAUUCAACCUCACCCUCUGUGUGCUCUUGUUGUCUAACCAGAGCAUGCUGCUAAGUGCCUUCUCUCUAGCUAUUGAGUCAACAUUUGUAUUUGUAGUGUCUAUGGAGAAAUGCCAUGUCGUGAAAUACAAGUGUGUCCGUUAGCAAGUUUGUGUUUCAUUGAACGAGUCCUUUCCCUUGAUGGGCCAUGCAGCAACUUAUGACCUUGCCUGACAUCUCAGGUGGUCACUUGCUCCAGGACGUGGAAUUUGGGAGCUGAAUUACUAGAACCAAAUUUUUGUCUUGGUAAAGGCACAAAACAUAUACCAGUGAAAUAAAGCCUCAACUGGGUUUUUAUUUUCUGUGUGAGAAAAUACGAUUAUAAUGACUAUUUAUUUACUAAGUUGAACAUGAACAGAAAGGGAAUCCAUUCUUAAUGGGCCUUUUUAGGUCCUUUGCCUAAUCUGUAUAUUUGUAUCAUGAUGUACUGUAUUGCCGUGCUCUUCUCUUGAAUAGUUGUUCUAGUUUCCACAACAGGAUCCAUAGCAGGAAAUUCAACUUUCAUAGCACACAGCUUUCCUGGCUUUCUGUGCUCAUCUUGCACAUUUAUUAAACAAUGAAUGAAUGGAUGGAUGAAUGAAAUGUACUACUGAUUAUUUUUUUGCUGAGUUCUCAACAUAUUUUUGCUGCUCAUAUUUUGAGUCCUGAUUGUAAUUACUUUGAAAUGUGUUUUGCUAAGAAAAACAACUGGAAAUGAUGCUGCUGGAAAUUUUCUAAUAAAUGUAUAUUUUAU
Molecule: messenger RNA, 15445 nt
Organism: Ochotona princeps (American pika)
Lineage: Eukaryota; Metazoa; Chordata; Mammalia; Lagomorpha; Ochotonidae
Gene: LRP2
Product: LDL receptor related protein 2
Exons: 79
Coding region: 113-14080 (4655 amino acids)
Molecular function (GO): calcium ion binding; protein binding
Source: RefSeq, a predicted model, not a curated record